AUGAGGAAUAUCAGCUUGGGACUGGACGAUUAUUUCAUGCUGGUUGCAAUGUCUAUGGUGAUCGUCUCGUCGAUAGUUGUCAUCUUAGCUGUUACAAAAGGAGGCGUGGGACACCAUGCGAUCACAAUGGAAGGAAAAGGUGGCUUGGGACCACACACGACUUAUGUCAGUUUUGCAGACAUUGAAUUUGUGCUGAAGAUGAUUAUUAUCUGUCAAGCACUCUACGGAGUCGGUCUCGCCCUUGUCAAAACGUCGAUGAUGAUCCUCUACUACAAGCUUUUCGGCUCGAAGCCGACAAUGCGAAUUGCAAUCUACGUGACAGGUGCGAUCGUUUGGGCCUGGGCUCUGAGUAUUGUUCUAGAGUCUUUUCUUCUUUGCCAACCAAUCGAGUUUAACUGGAACCCCACGCUGCCAGGCGGCAAAUGCGGGAAUCGGAACGUUGCCUUUGUGGUGGCCGGGGUUCUGAACAUGGUCACCGACCUCAUGGUCAUGUCACUGCCAAUCCCGUAUAUCUGGAAAUUACAGCUACCGGUCGGCCGGAAAGUGGGUUUGACCGCAGCUUUCACGCUGGGACUCUUCGUCAGCGCCAUUAGCAUGGUCCGCGUGGUCAGCCUCAUGCACAUCAAUUUCGCCGAUGUGACCUACACCUUGCCCAUUCCUUUGAUGUGGAGCAUUGUCGAAGAGCAAGUCGCCAUCGUCGCUGGUAAUUUACCUUUCCUCCGUCGUGUUUUCUCUGUGGUGCUUCCUGCAAGUUGGCUGGGCUCGUCAAGACGUGCGACGGCCGGGAGUUCGAAAAGGAGUGAGAAUAUAUCGGAGAGAACGAACAACAAAGAUCAAACCACCGAGACAACUAGGUGGAGUGAUGACGGUAUAGAUGGACGGUCAGAUACUGAGUUGGCGUCGAACGGAGCAGCUCCUGAUGGAAUUCAGACGUGGAAAGACUUCCGGUUUGAGUCCACAAUGUGA
Messenger RNA from Penicillium cinerascens, 966 nucleotides. RefSeq lists its product as uncharacterized. Bases 1 to 966 code for a protein of 321 amino acids. The record is from RefSeq and is a predicted model, not a curated record. NCBI's taxonomy places the organism in Eukaryota, Fungi, Ascomycota, Eurotiomycetes, Eurotiales, Aspergillaceae. The transcript has 6 exons.